AUGUCUCAACCUAGAGAAGAACCCGUGGCCGGUCCCACUGAAGCCGGUCCCUCGAAUGAACCCUCACGACCUGUGACCCGUGGAUCACGACCCCAGCUAGUCUUCUACGACAAGAAGGACGAGAACAAGGUCUACAAGAUCCACAGCGCGAAAGACCUCGCGAUCUGGGUGAAGGAUGACCCCAAGUUCGCAUAUAACGCUAUCCUUGAGAAGCUUAAAUUCUGGACCAGAGAUCGCAAGAAAUACCAGAAGGAGAUGGCUACUGACCGAGAGGAACUGACCAGGGCCCAAGACGAGACUAAUCUGGCUCUAGAAGACCUAGAACGAGCCCGCAAGGACCUUGAGGAGCAAGAUGAAGAAGCCGGAGAGCGAAUCCGAGCUGCCGAUAAGAAGGCUGAACAUCUUCAAGAGACUCUCAAUGACCUCCGAGCCGACGAGGUUCGACUGAUUACUAAAUUGACCGCGUCUGAGAAAGCAGUCGCUAAAAAUGAACGCGUUAUCCGACGCCUCCGAGCAGAACGUGAUAAACUGGCAGCUAACCUAGUCGAAGCUAACCGAGCCCGUACUCGUACAUCGACUGCUGCUGCAGAUGUCCCACUCCCUACGAUCGAGGGAAACCAGAAGCGAUCACCUAAGAUGCCGGAUCCCCUAAUGCUCUCGGAUGGCAAGGAAAAUGCAGACUGGUUCCCAACCGCACAUUAUCGGAUUCACUACGUCUCGACUCGAUGUGAAGGACGUGCCUUGAAGCACAUCGGACCCCGUCUACACCGAACGUCGACUAAUCGAUACACUAAUGCAGAGGAUAUGCUGGAGCAUCUGGCAGAGAUCUUUGAGGACCCGAAUCGCAAGGAGAACGCACGACAAGAGUACGAACAACUGAAGCAGAAACCGAAAGAGGAGUUCGCAGACUUCAUCGCAGAAUACUCUCGUCUCGCAGAGGAAGCUGAGAUCCCUGUUGAAGACCGCAAGCGAGGACUCUAUCGCAAGCUUGUCUGGCGACUCCAAGACCGCGUGACCCAAUACAUGAUCGAUCCGAGUCUCACCCUCCAAGACUUUGUACGCCGAUGCCAGGACACUGCGACUCAGUUGAACAUUAAUUUCAAAGAUAACCCCCCACCUGCGAGAGGUGGCAGUGGCCGAGGAGGAACAGACAAGAACAAGACGACUGGAACCGGCUCUCCCUCAACCUCCCCUCGUCCUCAGAUAGAUCCUGCAGAGCGUGCAGUCCUUCUCAAGAAUGGCCAAUGCUUCUACUGUCGAGGAAAAGGCUAUAUGGCUAAGGACUGCCCGGAAAAGAAGACCCUCGCCGUUGCUGCUACUGGAAAUAUGUCUGCUGCUGCUGUAGCUGCUUCACCUGAUCCCCGUCUUGUCGACAUAGAAAGCGAACAGCCGGCAAAAGAGUAG
This is a messenger RNA of Penicillium cosmopolitanum, 1404 nucleotides long. RefSeq lists its product as uncharacterized. The transcript is spliced from 2 exons. Lineage: Eukaryota; Fungi; Ascomycota; Eurotiomycetes; Eurotiales; Aspergillaceae. The record is from RefSeq and is a predicted model, not a curated record. Gene Ontology annotation, molecular function: nucleic acid binding; zinc ion binding. Bases 1 to 1404 code for a protein of 467 amino acids.